Molecule: messenger RNA, 815 nt
Organism: Rana temporaria (common frog)
Lineage: Eukaryota; Metazoa; Chordata; Amphibia; Anura; Ranidae
Product: sialic acid-binding Ig-like lectin 12
Exons: 2
Coding region: 144-815 (223 amino acids)
Source: RefSeq, a predicted model, not a curated record
UUAAUGAAAAAUAUCAUUUUUUUAAUAAUCUUUCAAAACUUUAUUUCUCUGCAGAGCCUGUGAUAUCCAAUAAUUACUCCAUUCAAGUUAACCGAGAGUUGAAAAUCCCACCGAAUAUUUGUGGCAUUGUGCCUUGUAAAUUCAUGGCUGAUGGUAGAGAGAAAUUUGUCAAUUCAAAAGGAUAUUGGAAGAAAGGGUCUGAGAUAGUGGCUUCUACUGACAUGUCAAUAGGGACAAAGAAGAACUUUCAUGCCAUCGGAAACCCUAACGAUGGUGACUGCACAUUGAAAAUCUCCAACGUCGGGAGGGAAGAUAUUGGAACUUACUACUUCAGAUUUGAGGAAAGCAAAAACUCAAUUCAAUAUAAUUAUUCAGAUACACCAGUAAAGGUAGAGGUAACAGAGAUGACACGAGUACCUGGCUAUUCUAUUCAAGUGAAUCAGACUGUCACUGUCCAGAAGGGUCUUUGUGUCACUAUUCCUUGUACAUUUACUGCUGAUCACACAAAAUCCUUCAACAUCUCUAGAGGUUACUGGAAAUCGAUAUGCCGUGAAUAUGUAGCCUCUAGUGACAAGUCAAUUAAUGGCACAAAGCCCCAUUUUCAGCUGACGGGAAAUCCAAAUAAUGGAGAUUGCACAUUAAUGAUAACAGGCGCCAAAGAGCAAGAUUCUGGAAAGUAUUACUUCAGAUUUGAAGAUGGGAAAGUCAACAGGCGGAAGUACAGCUAUAUAUUCAAUAUGAUAACAAUAAAUGUCACAUGUAGGUUUGCUUCCCAUAAAUGUCCACAGUUCCCUCUAAAGGUGUUCCUGUACUGA